Molecule: messenger RNA, 1887 nt
Organism: Sphaeroforma arctica JP610
Lineage: Eukaryota; Ichthyosporea; Ichthyophonida
Exons: 1
Coding region: 1-1887 (628 amino acids)
Molecular function (GO): ATP binding; ATP hydrolysis activity
Source: RefSeq, a predicted model, not a curated record
AUGAUGCAAGCUGAGAGUUUACUGGGCCCUGCGCAGAUUGGCAUCAUGAAUGCGCUUCGCACAGGCAACACAUUUCUGGAUUUCGCUUUUUGCCUGAUUGUGCCGAUUGUAUUCUCUGCAUUCGCGGUAUAUAUCAAAGAGUUCAACACACUCUGUUGGAGCUUAUGGAAGAGGUUAUGGACGUGCGAUGAUUACACGUAUACGCGACAUAUUAUUCAUGAGACGGCAGAAAAUAAAUACGGCCGAGUCUACGAUGAGGAUCAAAAUAAUCAUAUUCUGCACAAGGCUAUACUGGAGUAUAUCACUCAUAAUUGUGACUUAAGCUUCUCUGGGGGACACUUCCGCUUGGUCUACAAUGCUAAAACGGUAGAGCAGGCGUAUGGGCGGGGUAUCGAGGACGAUGGGUCGGUGCUUCAACAGUUGCAGUCUUUCGAUAUUAUCACAGAGCCACCGCCCAAUGAGCCUGUGGAUGUGGGGAAGCAGGUAUAUUUGACAAUUAGUAAUGUUUCGACGUCUGAGCAGGAAGGGAAAGAAUCAUUCUCCACUAAGACAACGUCCGACUACAUUCUCACCGCACAUGGACAGGAUGCCAGGCAACGUGUAGAUAAGUAUGUACAGCACGCUUACCAGUGGUACAUGGACUAUGUGGCAGCGCAAAGAGACGUUGCGAGGUACAUGUACGUUAUGAGAUCCACGGCUAAGGGAAGUGACUUAGAGGGAAAUGGAAACAGUGUGAUUUACAAACGCUAUGCAUUGAGUAAUGACAAAACGUUCAACUCAAUGUUUUUCCCUCAGAAGCCUGCACUGCUCCGGUUGCUGGAUCAUUUCAAGUAUCACACGGGAAAGUUCUCGAUUCCAUCAUACCCAAAUAAGAUAACACUUCUUCUGCAUGGCUCUCCCGGCACUGGCAAAACAAGUCUCAUUAAGGCACUUGCGCAACAUACAGAACGUCACAUUGUCAGUAUCCCACUGGCUAGGAUCAAAACUAACCAAGAUCUCAUGGAUGUGGUCUUUGAUCAGUGUUAUCAAGUUCAGGGCAAUGACUUGCCGAUGCGGCACAAGUUCGAAAAGGUCGUUUACGUGAUGGAGGAUAUUGAUUGUGCCAGCAAGGUUGUCUUUGCUCGUGAUCCGACGUUAAAGGACACUCUCACUGGGGCUUUAGAUGGCAGUCUUCUACCCAAUGAUAUGGUUGCUUCAAACACAGUCCUGGAGAAACACAAGACACAGGGCACGUUGACGCAAGAUAUGUUAGAUAAGAUGAAGGCGAGUAAAGGGUCCUCGCUUGGUGUGGCUGGCGACGACGAUCUGAACCUAGCUGGUCUUCUGAAUGUGUUGGAUGGAAUUGUAGAUUGCCCGGAUCGCAUUGUGGUCAUGACUACCAAUCAUCCUGAGAAGCUGGAUCCAGCGCUAAUUCGACCCGGGCGAGUUAAUCUUACCGUGUACUUGGGGUUUAUUCAACCCGCCGAAGCAAUCGCGAUGCUGGCCCUAUUUUUCCAGUGUGGACUAUCAUCAUAUAUGCAAGACUCGGUGACACGAUCAUUGAAGAAGGACAUUCGUACAUUUACUCCUGCUGAAAUGGAGCAGUUGUGCUGUGAAUACGACACUAUUGAAGAGGUACUCGAAGCGCUUGCAACCGCUGCUUCGAAACCGAAAGAAAUUAUUUCGGCUCGCCACUAUACCCCGGCGAAGUUACAAAUAUUAACAUCAGCGAGCUCAUUGGAGGACGUGGAUUCGAUCAGGUCUGUAUCAUCGGAUUUGGGAUCAAUGGGAUUCUGGAGCGGAAUGUUGUUCUCUGACAUCAGAGAAAGAGAAGGAAGUCGCAUCAGAAGAUCUUUGUGUCAGGGAUUUACUGCAAGGAAGAACGACACAAUGCUUGGGAUGCAAUAA